Dryobates pubescens (Downy woodpecker) is the source of this 5541-nucleotide messenger RNA. RefSeq names its product doublecortin like kinase 1 (gene DCLK1). Gene Ontology annotation, biological process: intracellular signal transduction; photoreceptor cell development; retina development in camera-type eye. The record is from RefSeq and is a predicted model, not a curated record. Bases 296 to 2485 code for a protein of 729 amino acids. Gene Ontology annotation, molecular function: protein kinase activity; microtubule binding; ATP binding. Lineage: Eukaryota; Metazoa; Chordata; Aves; Piciformes; Picidae. Gene Ontology annotation, cellular component: neuron projection; axoneme. The transcript has 18 exons.
AGGGCCGGGCUAAUGCAAAUCACUGCAAUCGGCAGCAGCAGAAGAAAGGCGAAGCAGCUGCAGCCCGGGCUCCCCAGCAGCGGGCUCCAGCCAGGGGAGGCGUAACAAAGGCAGCGGAGCCGCUUUCUGCGGCAACUACUGCGAUUAAAACCGGGUGGUCGCCGGGGGGGGAGGGGGGAAGCCGUUAACUCUUUGGCCGAUUGCCAUUUCGAGCCGCUGCCUUCCCUCUACGCUCGCAGGCAGGUCUGAGGGAGAAGGUGCUCGCCAGGCUGCGGAGAACAGGUUGAACUUCAAGAUGUCUUUUGGGAGAGAUAUGGAGCUGGAGCAUUUUGACGAGCGUGAUAAAGCGCAGCGAUAUGGCAGAGGGUCCCGGGUGAAUGGUUUGCCCAGCCCUACUCACAGUGCCCACUGCAGCUUUUACCGAACCCGUACCCUACAGACCCUGAGUUCUGAGAAAAAAGCCAAGAAAGUUCGGUUUUAUCGUAAUGGAGACCGGUAUUUCAAAGGGAUUGUAUAUGCCAUCUCUCCUGACCGGUUUAGAUCCUUCGAAGCUCUCCUGGCUGAUCUGACCCGAACUCUGUCUGACAAUGUGAAUCUGCCCCAGGGAGUGCGAACAAUCUACACGAUUGAUGGCUCCAAGAAGAUUUCCUCCUUGGACCAGCUAGUAGAAGGGGAAAGCUAUGUAUGUGGUUCCAUAGAACCCUUCAAGAAACUGGAGUACACGAAGAAUGUAAACCCAAACUGGUCAGUGAAUGUCAAGACAACUUCUACUUCUCGUUCAGUACCUUCUCUUGCCACUGCUAAAGGAGGUACUCCAGACACAAAAGAGAAUAAGGAUUUCAUUAGGCCUAAACUAGUCACUAUCAUCAGGAGCGGAGUGAAACCACGGAAAGCAGUCCGGAUUCUGCUCAACAAGAAGACAGCACAUUCAUUUGAACAAGUUCUUACUGAUAUAACUGAUGCCAUCAAGCUGGAUUCAGGGGUGGUUAAACGAUUAUACACAUUAGAUGGAAAACAGGUGAUGUGCCUUCAGGAUUUCUUUGGUGAUGAUGACAUUUUUAUUGCAUGUGGACCAGAAAAGUUCCGUUACCAGGAUGAUUUCUUACUGGAUGAAAGUGAAUGUCGGGUGGUGAAAUCCACUUCCUAUACCAAAAUAGCUUCGACUUCACGUAGGAGCACCACCAAGAGCCCGGGCCCAUCCCGACGCAGCAAGUCUCCUGCUUCUACUAGCUCAGUGAAUGGAACCCCUGGCAGCCAGCUUUCUACUCCCCGCUCUGGGAAGUCUCCAAGCCCAUCUCCCACCAGCCCAGGAAGCCUAAGGAAACAGAGGAGCUCCCAACACAGUGGCUCCUCUACCUCAUUAGCAUCCACCAAAGUUUGCAGCUCUAUGGAUGAAAAUGAUGGACCUGCAGAAGAAGUGUUGGAGGAAGGUUUCCAGGUUCCAGCAUCAAUAGCAGAACGAUAUAAAGUUGGAAGAACUAUAGGGGAUGGAAAUUUUGCUAUUGUGAAGGAGUGUAUAGAAAGAUCAACUGGUAGAGAAUAUGCACUGAAAAUAAUCAAAAAAAGUAAAUGCAGAGGGAAAGAACACAUGAUCCAGAAUGAAGUAUCUAUUUUAAGACGAGUUAAGCACCCCAAUAUUGUACUUCUGAUAGAGGAGAUGGACAUGCCAACUGAGUUGUACCUUGUCAUGGAACUUGUAAAGGGAGGAGAUCUUUUUGAUGCUAUCACUUCCACCAACAAAUACACAGAGCGGGAUGCCAGUGGGAUGCUUUACAAUCUGGCUAGUGCCAUCAAGUAUCUUCACAGCCUGAACAUUGUCCACAGAGAUAUCAAGCCAGAGAAUCUACUGGUGUAUGAACACCAAGAUGGAAGCAAGUCCCUGAAGCUAGGAGACUUUGGCCUAGCAACAAUUGUGGAUGGACCUCUGUAUACUGUCUGUGGGACCCCAACAUAUGUAGCUCCAGAAAUCAUUGCUGAAACUGGAUAUGGCUUGAAGGUGGACAUCUGGGCAGCGGGUGUGAUUACUUACAUCCUGCUCUGUGGUUUUCCUCCGUUCCGUGGAAGUGGAGAUGAUCAAGAAGUGCUUUUUGAUCAGAUUUUGAUGGGACAGGUGGAUUUUCCAUCUCCAUACUGGGACAACGUCUCUGACUCCGCAAAGGAGCUUAUCACAAUGAUGCUUCAAGUAGAUGUAGAUCUGCGAUUCUCAGCAUUGCAAGUUCUUGAGCAUCCAUGGGUUAAUGAUGAUGGCCUUCCAGAGAAUGAGCAUCAGCUGUCAGUAGCUGGGAAGAUAAAGAAGCAUUUCAACACAGGCCCUAAACCAAACAGCACAGCGGCUGGAGUUUCUGUCAUAGCACUGGACCACGGGUUUACCAUCAAGAGAUCAGGGUCUUUGGACUACUACCAGCAACCAGGAAUGUAUUGGAUAAGACCACCGCUCUUGAUAAGGAGAGGCAGGUUUUCCGACGAAGACGCAACCAGGAUGUGAGGGGACGUUAUAAGGCACAGCAAGCUCCACCUGAACUCAACUCCGAAUCGGAAGACUAUUCACCAAGUUCAUCCGAGACUGUUCGCUCACCUAAUUCACCCUUUUAAUAAAACACUUUUAUUCAAAAGUCUUGGCUUUAACCCUUUGAGACCCUGAAAAUCCUUCAGACCUGUGUGAAGUAAUUACAGCUGAUCUAUCCAGCAGUAAAUGCUGGGAUGGUGGAACACAAAAGGGUGCUCACAGAAUCUUUGUAAGAAUAAUUUCCUAAUUGAUUGAAAUACUUGCUCUCUGUUUAGAUUGUAACUUGCUGCUAAUUUGAUCCUCAAAGGGUUAAGGCUAUUUUGCUUUUUUUUAUUUAAAGAUAGGAGCAGUGAAUGUUUUCAUCAGUGAAGCUAGGAACUGCAGUAUGUAAUUUUAGCACAUGUUAACCCUCUGAGUAAACGAUAAGCUUAAAUCUUGACAACCCACAUUAGGGCUUUAUUCUGGCUAUGUUGCUUUUAUACGCACAUAUCUUUUAUAGUACCUUAAAGUUCCUUGCCUGUUUCUGGCCAAAACAAUACAAAACGCACUAUUGCUUAGGGGUUACAAAUAUGAGCUUUAAAAAUUAAAAUAAAAGUAAGCAAACAGUAUGUUCUACAGCAGCUCUUUUCUAAACCUGUAUUAUACUUCCACAGGAAGUAGCUGCUGUGGGAGGAUAUUAUGCAGGCUAAAUGGGAAAUUCAGUUUAGGGCAACCUCAUAGUUUACAGAAGAUGACAUGAUGAUGGCCACAAAAGGUUGCUUCCAUAUCGUUUGCUGCUAAUAACAAUGCAGAGUCUUGGGAAAUGGCUUGAGGACAUGUUCUGUCAUGUAAUGGUAGUAAUGAUCUAGUUGAGAAGUUACUGGUUCCUUUGUCUCACGUUCAGAAAUGUACAGCAUCCUGUCAUGUACAGGCAACCAAUCAUAACCUGGUUAUUCCAAGAGAGUUGCUUUCAAAGAUUAACAUGGUUGAGAAUUACCUUUACAAUAACUAGAGUACUUUUAAAUCGGGGAAAAUACGAGUCAUUUAAUAUAUAUGUAAAACCUAAACUGAAUUAGCAAAAGUAUUGUCUUGGAAUGGAGAAACUAAAAAUGAUUCACCAGUUCCAUUUGUAAUAUUUAAUAAAAUGGGCAUUUACACAGAGUAUACAUAUUUCUGGUUUAUUAGAACCUCAGCACAGCAUUAUAGCAUUUUAUUCAACCAUCAUCCCAAAGUUAGCUUUCACAGAAACAUUACACUUUGUAGAUUUCUGCUUCAGCUGUGGUAAUUUGGAAGAAAACUAUUAUAAAACCAUGCAGAAUUUCAAUUAAAUAAAAAAAGACAACUUCCAAAAUCUAUUCUAAUAUUAAAAGAAACUAAAAAAUAUGAAAUUUAUACUUUCCUCUUAUUACUCAUAUAAAAUGGAAGUUUUCUUCUCUAAAGUUAAAAUUUUCUCACAGUGUUUUUAAAAAGUCCCAUAAACAUGUUACUUCUCUCUCCUCAUCCUUUUUAUUUCUCCCCUUUCCUUCCAUAUCAUGCCACUAGAAAUAUCAAUAUACUGCCUGAAAAGAUAUGCAAAAUCUUCUGAUCUUGCUGCGAAGUACAACUGAAUUUUGGAGGAACAGGGCAAGUUGCCCACAAUGCCAUUUCCGUUCUGUGUUGUGUUUUGUCAUGGAACCAUCCCUGCAAGCAGUUGUACCAGUGAAUGCGUACCUACAACUUGCUGGAGCUAGUGUAAUGCUCCUUUGCAGUUCUAGUUGGAAUUCUCAGUCGAAAUGUACUUCAAGAAACAUUGACAUUCUUUUGUUCCUCCACCCUUUAAAGUAUAUCUUCAUUGCUUCACUCAUGAAAAUUUAUAUACUAAAUGCUCUGAAGAUUUCCUAUACAGAAAGUUAAUCUUGUGAAUCUUCACACAAGUGGUACAAGUAUUUCCUUCAGAAUGCUUUUAAAUUCAUCCAAUGGUAAUAAUCUGCAAGUGCAAUAUUUAUUUGAAACUAGGUGUCCAGACCAGAUGAGCAUUUCCAGGUUUGAUUCAUUUCACCUGUCAUGGGCACAUGUUUUAGGCAGGACUCAUACUUUGAUUCAGCUAUUGCUCUCACUCUGUUGACUAUAGAAAGAACUGCUGAUGGAAGCUUACAUCAGACACCAAACAUCAAAUUAUAGUUUAGAUCAAUGAAUGUCACCCCAAGUCAUUAGGAGAUUCUGACCUCUAAAUGUAUGUCCAAGGGCAAAAGGUCUGUGCAUGGCUUCAGUUACUCUGUCUGGAAACCGAGUAGCAACAGCUUGUCCUAAGUAAAGCAAAUUGGUGUCUUCAAGAACUCCAAAGGGGCAAGAGGUGAAGGGAUAAAGGAGCUGCCAUUGGAAAGAUGUCUGCUUUUAGGUUUUGAGAAAUGUUGUGUCUGUGGGAGAUCCUUGACUGUGCCUAUCAAACCAUACAGUUAUUGCGGACAGAAGACCUUCGUAGACAGCCACUUCUGUUCUGAUGUUAAUGGCUGUGGUUUGAGAACAUCUGGAUAGGACAGGGAUUGUUUUUACCACAGGAUCAAAACUUCAGCCAAAGUAAAACCUCCCUUGGCACUUAGGUACAUCAGUUUACAGUGGGUUAGGAUUUGGCACAUUGUCCUUCCCACAUUAUAUCACAGUCUUCCAUUUAGAAGAGAUAGAACUCAUCCAUGUAAAUGCAAAACAUACAUUUGGUAAUAAAAAAGGUAUCCAUUAAUAGCACACGCUUCUUGACUGUUGAGAAAAUUUGUCAUUGUUAAGGCAAAGAGCAAUGUUCAUUCUUCUUAAUCGGAGAGAGAAGACAGGAGAAAAAAUAAAAUUGCUUCACCUUAUGCAUGAUAAAUAUUACUGAUAAAACCCCAAAGCAUUCAGGACUUUCCUAUCACCUUUGCUUUACCUUGAUUUGGAAUGUUUGACUCCUUCAUCUUGCACCAUCUUGUACUACUUAAAAUGUACAUUAAAAUAGCACUACAUCCUGAAAACCCUACUCAUCCUCAAAGUCUUAUAAGUUUGUGAUCUUUGAUUCAUGUUUUAUGAACAUAACUACAAGUUAAUUU